AUGUGCUCUGCAUGCUGCCCAGCUGCCACUCCACAGACACUGAAGGUGUUCUGUGUUUGGGUGUGUAUGUUCUACUCCACUAUGUGUCUGGCAGCCUGGCCGCUGUCCUCAGAGGCAGCCAAACUCCGCUGUGGUUCUGAUCUCCUUAGUGACCUCAUAUUUGUGUGUGGGGAUCGUGGAAUCUAUUUAGGUAAAGGUACGUGGUCUGGUUACGGCACUCGGCCCAGAGGGAAGGGUAUUGUUGACCAGUGCUGUCGGCCAGCUGGCUGUGAACUUCAGCAUCUGGAGAUGUACUGUGCCAAACCAAAGAGCCAGCAGCACACCACAGCUUACCCAGCCACAACCACAGCACUGCCUACCACUACACUGGCAGACACGGCACAGCAGUUCCAAGUAGUAUUUCAAAAAAGACUUUCUGAACACCUGGGGCCCCCCAACGGACCAAAGAGGGAAGCUUACAGAAGGAGAACACAGCCUUCUCUCAGACGGAAAAACAAAGUUUCAUCAUCCCGCAGGAGGGUUAAAACAAGAAGCACCACCAACAGGCCUCCCUUAACCUCUAGGCGUCCCCUUCAUAGAAUGACAACAUUUGAAUCAUGACC
Molecule: messenger RNA, 602 nt
Organism: Epinephelus lanceolatus (giant grouper)
Lineage: Eukaryota; Metazoa; Chordata; Actinopteri; Perciformes; Serranidae
Gene: igf3
Product: insulin-like growth factor 3
Biological process (GO): regulation of protein phosphorylation; negative regulation of apoptotic process; cell population proliferation
Cellular component (GO): extracellular region
Molecular function (GO): hormone activity; insulin-like growth factor receptor binding
Source: RefSeq, a predicted model, not a curated record